AUGGCCUCUUUAAAGACCGUCCCCGAGCUGGCUGUCGCGACCGGCUUACCUCCUUCACUUGUCUUUAACUCCGUUGCGGGAUACCAAACAGACCCUCUGAUCAAGGAUCACCUUGCAGACAAGUCGACUUUGUUGCAGACAGAUGCAUUUUGUAGUGUCAUUUUGGCUGAUAAGGCCCUCAAGAUAGAGUACAAAGAGCUGAGAGCCAGCCACUUCGUGGGGGUGCCUCUCUCAGACCUAUUCACCAUGGCUCUUAAUCCUCACAUACCCCAAGAUAAGAGAACGGAGAUGUCUCUGGUGCCCGGCAUGCCAUCAUACGCUAUCUUUAGUUCCAUUGACGGAAAGCGUCUCACUCAUCGUGCCAAUCAAAAGGAUCUUCUACUUCGCCAGCCUGUCCCAAAGCUCGCUGUUCACUUUCAUCCAAACACAUAUCUUCCGGUUUAUCGAAAAUCUGACCAAAUGCAUACAUCCCAUAUCAAUUUGAAUUAUCUUAACUUUCGGUCCGCACCCUUCAACGUCCUCCCCCUUUUUGAUUUCCAGGCAUUCGUGCAUCCAAUUCUUCUUUUUGCUGAUCAAUUCAACUACUAUGUUGCCUUUAAUGAAGACUUUGCGACCUACUACGACAUGUGCGUACACCAGAUUGACAUCCCCUGUCUCACGGAUCCCAUCUGUGUUCCCGAGAUGGACGACGAUACGAUAGUGAUUGACUGUUCAAAGGUGGGACGGUUAAUCAGCAGGCUUUAUACCAAAGGGUUCUCCAUUUACAAGGACUAUAAAUGGGAGCGUUUCUGUGACAUUAUUACAGUUUUUCACUACGUUAAUGGGAUCGUGGACGCUCUACCAGAAUACUUUCCUGCACAUACUACCCAGGUGGAUCAAGAGACGGCUGCACGUAUUCAGAAUCUUGCUGCGUCGACCUCUCAUAUGGCUUUGAUCAUUGAGGACGGAGAGGAUCCCCUGGAGAUGGUCUCUAUUCUGCAAGAGGCGUUUGGUGCACAGCUUCGAUUCAAACCGGACUUUUAUCUCUCCGACUCUAUACUCGGCUCGGAGGAUCUUGUCAGCUUUCUGCUGCCCGAUAUGGUGUACAACCCGCUUACUAAUGAAUAUCUUUAUUUACCAGAAUUAAUUGGGUCAGAGGACGGAGUUGUACUGGAAGACAGCGCCCCUACCAACCUUAUCUUAUCCCAGAUAUCUAGGAACCCUGAUUCGUGGCGGUCGAAUAGUCUCGUCAACAUAACCCGGAUAUGUCCACUAUUCCUUGCACAUAUAACUGGAAUAAGUGAAGGUGCUACUCUAGGGCCAGCGGACACUGGUUCCGGUUCAAUCCUGGAUCGAAUACGGCGCGAUUGUACUGAUAAUAGCACACAACUGAUGUCAGAGAUAAGAGAGAAGUUAUUUGGUUUUUCAGAGAGACGAUGGAACGCUUUGAAGACUGAGGUGAAGCAAGCGUGGAUGAUGCCUAAUAGAUCCAGUGCCUUAGCGUCUCUAAACCUAAAAGCAUUCUCCACAGCCGCUUCUGUUCUCACCAAGGAUUAUGUACGUGUUUUGAAUUGGUGCCCAGGCUGUCAUGCACAGGAGCUGAUCCCAUCUUUUCUUGCAUCCCAAAAGAAUGCGCGUUCGAGCUGGCUUGCACUUCGCACACGAUCUUUUGCUAAGUACCUCCUAGAGGUAUCACCAGAUGUGGUUGCUUUCCAAAGGUCGGACUUCGCUGAGUUUCUUGACGCAUAUUUGUAUGAAAAUGAGGUAUCCAAGUACGUCUUUAUCCACACCAGAGUAUGCCCCCAGUGGCCAUUUGUUACACUGGACAAGUCAUAUGUGGCGACCUUUUUCUCUGCAGACCUGGGGAAGUCCGUCAGAAACACCCAGAAGUGCCCAUUCGAUGGCCACUACACCACUGAAACCUCUACCAUAGCAUUUAACAGCGAAAAGUACGAACUUAUUUCUUACGAUAACAUAUACCUUAGCAACGUGCUUUCCAUGUCCUGGUUGAACGAGGCUUCACCGGCCAUAUGGAAACGCUUUCUUUCGGAGAACACUGCCACUAUUUGUUUGGUUAAGCACAAAAAGCUAGAAAGCACCUACCUUGUUGUUUUGAAUGUCGCUUGCACUAGAGAUUCAGACCCUGUCACCACCAUCCAGGUUCUCUACUCAGAGUACUACUUUUACCGGUUUAUUCAGAAGCAGGUUGCUGAUGGACGAGUCAACUUGGCCCGAGAUAGCGUUCUGUAUGUCAUGGCCGGACAAAUCUGUGGAGGCGUCGAGGAGCCUUCAUACCGCAUGCUGACGGGAGGGAACAGAUGGACAUCAACCGGUAAUGAAUUGGUGUCAUUGGAAGCUUCAUAUAACAUGGUCAGGCAGGCUCUGAAGCGUUAUGAUGAGCAGCAUCAGCAAUCAGUAGAAGGAGCUGAUAUGCUCCCCACUGACAGAAGCUAUGAGUCUCUGUUUGCAGCUAUUGUCCACGAAAAAGACCUCUUGGAUCUUAUUUGUCGAAAUAGCAAUUUGGUACGUACCUGGAUCCCCGUUUAUUACGAUGAUGCGCAGACUAGCGCUGGACCAGAGGCUAGUGUAAUGUGGGAUAGCGAAAGCUACAACUUUUACCUUGCUGCUGCAGAGGAGGAUCGAGUCGCGUCGGCCAAGCUAGCGGUCUUCGGAGUACUUUAA
This is a messenger RNA of Giardia duodenalis, 2661 nucleotides long. RefSeq lists its product as uncharacterized. Bases 1 to 2661 code for a protein of 886 amino acids. The transcript has a single exon. Lineage: Eukaryota; Fornicata; Diplomonadida; Hexamitidae. The record is from RefSeq and is a predicted model, not a curated record.